This is a messenger RNA of Hippocampus comes (tiger tail seahorse), 643 nucleotides long. RefSeq names its product protein SZT2-like. The transcript has 4 exons. Gene Ontology annotation, cellular component: peroxisome. Lineage: Eukaryota; Metazoa; Chordata; Actinopteri; Syngnathiformes; Syngnathidae. The record is from RefSeq and is a predicted model, not a curated record. The annotation marks the transcript as partial.
UGCUCGGUGGAGUGUGGUCUCCAUGGCAACGGCGUGGAGGAUCCGCCUCCCAGGAGGCCGAACAUCUCCAUGGUGUCGUCGGACAUGGGCCUGGUCAGCAUGGUGCGCCAGGGCAUCCUGGCCCUGCAGCUGCUGCCUCCCAACUCCAGCGCCGGCAUCAUCAUCAUCACGGACGGCGUGAUGAGCGUCCCCGAUGUCGUCGUGUGUGAGACGCUGCUGAACCAGCUGAGGAGCGGGACCAUCACAUGCUCCUUUGUGCAGGUGGGCGGGCCGUACUCGUACGACUGCAGCUUCGGCUACAUCCCCAACGUGGAACUGAUGAAGUUCAUCUCGGUGGCCACCUUCGGGUCCUACCUGCCCAGCUGUCCUCCGCUGGACCUGGACAGCCACAACAUGAACGCCUACCACAAGGCCUUCCUCACCUAUUCCUUCCUCAAGACCCCCGAAGCCAUCAACUCGGACAUCUUAAGCGUGUCUCAGCACAAACUGUUCAACGAGCACCUGGUGUCGGCCAGCGGAAACCCGGCACUGGCGAUGCGCAGGAAGAAGCACACGGAAAAGGACGUGCACGCUCACCUAAUCAGCGUGGUGUCUGUCAGGCUCAGGGAGGGCUACACCAUCCGGGAAAUCAGCCUCACCAAAG